Molecule: messenger RNA, 2303 nt
Organism: Chrysemys picta bellii (western painted turtle)
Lineage: Eukaryota; Metazoa; Chordata; Testudines; Emydidae
Product: sialic acid-binding Ig-like lectin 10
Source: RefSeq, a predicted model, not a curated record
UCACUGAACUGCCAGCAGCUCCAGAUCAGCCCCCUGCAGAGCCCAGCAGUACUGAUGGUCCCCCAGGCAGAUCUGCAUCCCCUCAAACAGCCUCUGCUCUCACACUUCUCACCCCCCAUCUGUCUCUAGGUCUGUCCCAGCCGGACGUCCCAGCCAUGGGCAGAGCCCUGCUGCCACAGCACGACGCCGGGGAACGGGAACUCCCGCCUCAGGGCCCCCUCUGGAGAGCAGGGGGUCCUGCCACGCUGAGGGUCCUGAUCCUCGCCCUGCUCUGGAGGGGGUCCCUGUCCCAGCUGCUCGGAUUUACCCUGACGGUGCCGCAGUCGGUGUCGGUGCAGGAGGGUCUCUGCGUUCUCGUCCCCUGCAACUUCAAGUACCCAGCCUCGUAUGACACUAAGAAUUCCCCGGCCCGGCUCUACAGAUACUGGUACAAGGAUCCGGCCGAUGUGGGCCGGAAUCCGCCCGUGGCCAGCAGUGACCCCAGCCGGUUGGUGACGCAGGAGACCCAGGGCCGGUUCCGGCUGGCGGAGAAUCCAGCGCGCGGCGACUGCUCCGUGCAAAUCAGCGACGCCCGACAGACGGAUGCAGGGAGAUAUUUCCUUAGAGUCGAGGGAGACUUUAAAUACACUUACCGCACCAGUGCCGAUGGCACUGACCUUACGCUCACGAUCUCCGUGCCAGGGCUGACCGAGAAGCCAGAGAUCCAGAUCUCGCCAGCGCGGGGGCUGCCAGGGACACUGCUCGCCGGAGAGCCGGUGACUGUGACCUGCACGGCCCCUGGGCGCUGCUCCGGGACCCCUCCCCGAGUCACCUGGAUGGGGCCGUUCAGUGACACAGCCCGGAACGUCUCAGCCCAGCUGGCGAAUGGCACCUGGGCCCACAGCUCCGCGCUCAGCUUCACGCCUACCCCGGGGAAACACGGCAAAGAGCUCGUCUGCAGCGUCACCUACAGGCCUCCAUGGGGACCUUCCACCAGCAAAACCGUCCAGCUCCAUGUCGUCUACCCACCCGGGCCCCCCAACAUCACCGGGAACCUGACUACGAACGGACGCCCCGGGCCGGCCCCAUUGGGAACUGAGGGCGACAUUGUGUCUCUGGAGACCCAGGAAGGCGACUCCCUGAACCUGAGCUGUGAGGCUUCGAGCAGACCCGAGGCCACGCUGAGCUGGGCCAAGGGGAACGAGUCCCUGAGCCCUGGCCAGGGAGGGGCCGGGCAUCUGGAACUGCCGAAUCUCAGCCGAGGGGACGCUGGGGAGUAUCGGUGCUGGGCAAAGAAUUCCUAUGGGUCGGCCAGCCGGGCCCUGCGUGUGCACGUGCAGAAUCCCAGCACCACGGUGAGGAAUGGCUCACAGCUCACAGCCCGGGAGGGCGACUCCCUGCGGUUCCUCUGCUCUGUCGCCAGCAGCCCCCCCACUGCGCUGUGCUGGGUGAGGGGGGGCCGAGCCGUUGAGGGCGCCCACCCCGCGGGGGAGAAUCAGCUGCGGCUGGAGCUGCCCAACGUGACGGCCAAGGAUGGGGGGCUGUACGGCUGCUGGGCCAAGAACAUGGAGAGCUCUGCCCAGGGGACGUUCCAGCUGCUCAUCGAGUACAGCCCGCGGCCGGGGACCAGGCUGAACUCGUCCUGCCAGCACCAGGGGCCCAACAUCAGCUGCAGCUGCUCCCUGCGCUCCCACCCCCCACCCCGGCUCCAGUGGCAGGUGGACGGGGAGCCCCUGGCUGGGAACGGCUCACGGGGGGCCCUGCAGGUCAGCUCGUGGGACCAGGGGGACGAGGCCGUCAGCACCCUGAGCUGGACGGGGAUCUGGGACAGGGGCCCCCAGAUCUUCUGCCUCGGCUCCAACCCCCAUGGGACCUACGCCGCCCUGCACUUUGACUUCAGUCCCCCACGGAGAGGUGCAGAGGAGCCCAGUAAGCUACUGGGCGUCGGGGUGGCCUGUGGGCUGGGGGUCGCCAUCGGCUUCUUCCUUCUCGGGCUCUGUGUGAUCAAGCUGUGGGCCCAGGAGCUGGCGCCCCCCAGCGCUGAGGCUGGGGAGAUGGCUAACGGGAGCCAGGCCAAGCACACGGCCGAUGAGGCCAGCGUGAUCUACAGUAACGUCCCCACCAUCCCCAUGCAUCACAAGACUCCAGCUGCCCACCAGACCAAAGGCAUCCAGGACGGGGCUGCCACAGCCCAGGCCCCGCUAGGCCCCGGGGAGCCAGACGAGCUGCACUACGCUGCCAUCGACUUCUCCAAGCUGCAGCGCAAAGGGGCGGAGCCUCCGGAGGCCCCCGCCACGGAAUAUUCAGCGGUCCGGUGGAAAUAG